Molecule: messenger RNA, 1698 nt
Organism: Auxenochlorella protothecoides
Lineage: Eukaryota; Viridiplantae; Chlorophyta; Trebouxiophyceae; Chlorellales; Chlorellaceae
Product: UTP-glucose-1-phosphate uridylyltransferase
Exons: 9
Coding region: 1-1698 (565 amino acids)
Biological process (GO): glycogen metabolic process; UDP-alpha-D-glucose metabolic process
Cellular component (GO): cytoplasm
Molecular function (GO): UTP:glucose-1-phosphate uridylyltransferase activity
Source: RefSeq, a predicted model, not a curated record
AUGCAGCCAUGGGAGCUGUUCGAGAAGAAGAUGGAGCAGAAGGGAUCCAGCCAGGCCGCGAUCGGAGCCUUCAAGCACAACUACGAGCAGCUCGUGGCGGGUGUCACCGGCCUGCUGCCAGAGUCUGACAUCGAGUCUGUGACGGAGCUGCCAUACCUGGAGUCCCUGAAGAGCUCCAGCAGCCCGGACAACCUGCAGGAGCUCCUGCCCACAAGGGUGCGGGCGCUGGGAGAUCUGAUCGAGGAGGAGGACGUGGAGCUGCUGCAGAACGCCUCCACCAAGGUCGACGCGGCGACGCUGAAGCCCGCAGAGUAUCCGGAGAACCCUGACAUGGAGUGGUGUCCCCCCGGGCACGGCGACAUCUACCCCUCCCUGCUGGGCUCUGGAAUGCUGGACAGGCUGCUCAAGAAGGGACUGAAAUUCCUGUUUGUCAGUAACUCUGACAACUUGGGCGCCACCCUGGACCUGGACCUGCUGGCAUACUUUGCCUCCUCCGACAAGUCCUUUGUCAUGGAGGUGGCGGAGCGCACCGCCUCAGACAAGAAGGGGGGGCACCUGGCCAAGCGCAAGUCGGAUGGGCGUCUGGUGCUGCGCGAGAGUGCGCAGUGCCCCGACGGCGACAAGGCGGCCUUUGAGGACAUCUCCAAGCACAAGUUCUUCAACACCAACAAUCUGUGGGUCAACCUUCCCAAGCUGAAGGCCGCCCUGGAUGCAGCUGGCGGCGUGCUGCCCCUGCCCCUGAUCAAGAACAAGAAGACGGUGAACCCCCGUGACUCCGGCUCCACCCCCGUCUUCCAGCUAGAGACGGCCAUGGGUGCGGCCAUCGAGUGCUUCGACGACUCCGGCGCGGUGGUGGUGCCGCGCUCGCGCUUCGCCCCGGUCAAGACCUGCGCGGACCUGCUGGUCCUGCGCUCUGAUGCCUACAAGAUCACGCAGGCCAGCACCGUGGAGCUCAGUGACGUGGCGGCGCCCGCCGUGAAGCUGGACGACGGUCACUACAAGUCGGUGGAGGGGGUGGGUGGGCUGGUGGACAAGAUGGAUGCGCUGGUCAAGACGGUGCCCUCCCUCUGGCAGGCCACCUCCCUGACGGUCAAGGGGCCGGUCCGUUUCGAGGCCGGCGUCGUGAUCAAGGGCGACGUCACCCUGAUCAACAGUGAGUGCUCGCCAGCCUGGGAUACCACGACGCCCAGGCGGUACUUUCCGAGUAAUGGUUGCUCGCAUGCUGGCAGCCCGGCGUGUCUCCACCCAGCCACUGAAUGCCCCCUUCCACCCCACCCACAGGCACCAACGAGCCGCUGCCAGUGCGCAGCCGCAUCCUGGUCAGCACCACCAUCGACCUGGCGGAAGAGAGCAAGUCAAAGGCCUGAUGGGUGGGGUCCGCGCCUCCUCUUGUUCGCCACACCUCCCUCUCCGCCCCUGCCUUGCCAAGAGCACCCCCUGCACCCGUCCCUCUUACGCUUUGAGCACUUUUGUCUCGCUAAGAUGCUGGACACUGAGGGCCCUCUUUGGACAAUCAAUGGUUUCACAUGGGGCAAUGGAACUCAUGCGGGGGCAUCGAUGCCGCUGGCCAGGGCCGCUGCAGCUGAGGGAGGAAGGAGGGAGCGCUGUUGUUGCAAGGCCCGUUUCCGCUGGAGGGCGGUGCGAAUUUCCUGCUGCAGGCGAGCACCAAGGUCAGAGUCGAGCUCCUCCUCGGCGUGA